This is a messenger RNA of Trachemys scripta elegans, 3267 nucleotides long. Its product is annotated as zinc finger protein RFP-like. Gene Ontology annotation, molecular function: protein binding; zinc ion binding. The coding region runs from base 1045 to 2514 and encodes 489 amino acids. NCBI's taxonomy places the organism in Eukaryota, Metazoa, Chordata, Testudines, Emydidae. The record is from RefSeq and is a predicted model, not a curated record. The transcript is spliced from 8 exons.
GCCCUCCUGCUUCCCCACCCCCCCGAUUGGCCCUGCCAAUGCCACAUCUUCUCCCCUUCACCCAGGACAAGGCAGAGAGGACCAACUGGGGGGAGGGGGAUUCCCAGGUGGGUUAAAUCUGUUUCUGGUCUCCUCUCAACCCCCCUCCUGCAGAUUCAGUCUCUUUCCUCCAUUUCUCUCUACUGAUCGGUUUCUGGGAGUGAAACAGAGGAAUCGGUCUGGUGCCCAGGAGCUCCCUGGGAUCCAGGACUGUCCCAGCUAGAACAGGGCUGCUGGGGAGUGUGAGAAAUGGUCCAAGCCUCCCCAGGCCUGAGCUCUGCCCCUAACGCUCUGAUUCUCUCUCUCCACCCUACUGAAUGUGACUCUGGAUUCAGACAUGGUUCAUCCCGUUCCUAAUUAUCCACAGGAUGACACUGUCAUUUAAAAAAUGACGUUCACUCUAAACUGCAGGUUAGCCAUGCAAAGGUAUUAUUAUUACUAUUCCUAAUUAUCCACAGGAGAAUUUUAUAUUCUGAUGAGAAGAUGUAAAAUUAUUAUUAUUAUUUCUGACAUUUACUAUAGUUCGCAAGAAAACAAGAACAAGAGUUUCUUCAAAAUCAUUAUUGUAUUCAGGUAAUUUGGGGCACCUGGAUAUUUUCAUCUGCUGGUCUGACACUUGUAUUUUAGCAGGAAUGUGGCUGUUUCUUUAAGAGGAGACUACUCUGCCCAUAUCAGAACAGUGGAAAUGAUGACAACCCCUCAUUUCCUCUAGUACUUGCAGUUUCAAACUCAGCAGCGCUCAGCUGAAAGAGAAAACCACAUUUAUCAGUUUGGAGGAAAAAGGAUUUCUUAAAAAGCCUGUAAGGAAAGGCUACAAUACAACCCUGCAGCUAUUUUACAGCUAGACAUAGCUGUGCAAAUGGAUACAACGGAAUGAUCUUUAGAAUAUAAACCAUCCAUAACCGGAUGAGGAUUUUGGAAGGCCAGGCCACACCCUAAAGAUCAUAAAACGUCUCAAAUCAGAGCAGAAGCAGAGAGAACAGAAGCCCAGACAUCCCAGCAGCCAUGGCCUCAGGGACUCCUGUACGGGAAAUCCAAGAGGAAACCAACUGUCCCAUUUGCCUGGAAUAUCUGACAGACCCAGUCACCAUACAGUGCGGGCACAACUUCUGCCGGGUCUGCAUCACUCAGUACUGGGAGACAUGGGCAGAGCUGGACUCUGACCCCUUGUGCUGCCCCAGCUGCAGAGCCCGAAUCCAGAAAGGGGCUCUCCGAAAAAACUAUCAGCUAGCAAAUAUAGUGGAAAAAAUCAAACAAAUAGAUUUCAAACCAGGAAAUGAGAAUCUGUGUGAGAGACAUGGGAAACCCCUGGAUCUGUUCUGUGAAGAGGACGGGGAAGCCGUGUAUGUGGUUUGUUGGAGAUCCUCAGAGCACAAAUCUCACACAGUGCUUCUCAUAGAGGAGGCUGCCCAGAAAUACAAGGAACAAAUCCAGGCCCAUUUGAAGACUCGGCGGGAAGAGAGAGAAAAGCUUCUGGAAUUUAAAAUGACUGGAGAGAGAAAAAGCCAGGAGUAUCUGAAACAAACACAAACCGAGAGGCAGAAGAUUGUGACUGAAUUUCAGCAACUGCAGCAGUUCCUGGAGGAACAAGAGCGACUCCUGCUGGCCCAGCUGGAAAAGCUGGACAUGGAGAUUGUGAGGAUCCAGAAUGAAAAUGUCAGUAAACUCUCCGAGCAGAUUUCCCAUCUCAGUGAGCUGAUCAGUGAGAUGGAGGGGAAGUGUCAGAAGCCAGUGAGUGAAUUCCUGCAGGAUGUCAGAAGCACCUUGAGCAGGUGUGAGACGGGGAAGUUCCAGCAGCCAGAGGAGAUUUCUCCAAAACUGGAAGAGAGAGUCAGUGGUUUCUCCCAGAAAACUAUUGCGCUAUUGGAGAUUCUGGGGAAGUUCAAAGACACUCUGCCCUCUGAAUUGGAGAGAAAAAGGGGAGAAUCAUUUGGAGCACACAGACAGGGUGAGUUUGCAGUGAAUGUGACUCUGGAUCCAGACACGGCUCAUCCCCAACUCAUCCUGUCUGAGGAUCGGAAAAGUGUGAGAUGGGGGGGCACACGGCAGCGACUGCCCAGCAACCCUGAGAGAUUUGACAUUCGGCCCUGUGUGCUGGGCUGUGAGGGAUUCACCUCGGGGAGACAUUGCUGGGAGGUGGAGGUGGGGGGUGGGGGAUACUGGGCUGUGGGGGUGGCCAGAGAGUCUGUGGGGAGGAAGGGACGGAUCAGCCAUAGCCCUGAGGGGGGGAUCUGGGCUGUGGAGUGCUGGUGGGGUCAGUUCCAGGCUCUCACCUCCCCUGUGACCACCCUGCCCCUGAGCUGGUUCCCCAGCAGGAUCCGGGUUUGUCUGGACUGUGACCGGGGACAGGUGACAUUUAUUGAUGCUGGUGACGAGGCCCUGAUAUUCACUUUCCCGCCGGGCUCCAUCCCUGGGGAGAGAAUCCGACCCUGGCUCUGGGUGUGCCAGGGAUCCCAGCUCAGCCUGUGUCCCUGAAACACACAGCUGAGGGGAGAAUCGGAAAUCAUCCUCUCUUGCCUCACACACCCCAGUCUCUGACCCUGCAGGACUCCCAUCUACCCAGUCUCUGGCUCCUCAUCUCUAUGGCCCCUGGAAGCACCUCCCCCACCCUCUCUGCAGCCCCAGGGAUGGGAGGGGGCAAGAACCCCUGGACCUGCAAGAGGGGCCCUGAGGGGCAGAGGUGAGGGCUUGGCAGGGGGCAGAACUAACAGCCGGGCUGGGGACAGGCAGAUGAGGGGGUGGCAGGGACACAGCAUUGAUCAAUCAGGGUUUGGGGGGUUGGGGAGAAGCAGCAGCAGCAGGGAUCUGUGUCCUUAGAUUUCACUGGGGGCUCCCAGCCGGGGAUCAGCAAGAGGGGAAGGGAUAAGAUCAGAGAAAGAAGAGAGCAGCCAAGGGGGGUGAUCUGUGACAGGGAGUAGAGAUACAGGAAAAUAAACAGGGAUGGGAAGUGAGGGCUAGAACAAUAAUGAAUAGAAAAGGAGAGUAUGAAAGGAAAGGGAACGUGAGCGUGAUGGAGAGAUUUAUUACAUGUCACUGAAAGUGAGACUGUAACUCAUUAAUUCCCUAUAUUAAUUCCUGGCCAUUGGUGCUAUUUUAGUGCCAUAAAGAAAACUGUUCUCAGUAGCUGGGGAUCUCCUUGCCGUGCUGCGGUUAUUAAAGCUCCUUCUUAGCUCCUUUUACUUUUUUACUUUCCAGCUACUUACUGUAAAUAAACCAUUACAAACAAUU